This is a messenger RNA of Papilio machaon (common yellow swallowtail), 1440 nucleotides long. It is a transcript of the gene Pnn, whose product is annotated as pinin. NCBI's taxonomy places the organism in Eukaryota, Metazoa, Arthropoda, Insecta, Lepidoptera, Papilionidae. Bases 61 to 1314 code for a protein of 417 amino acids. The transcript is spliced from 6 exons. Gene Ontology annotation, cellular component: catalytic step 2 spliceosome. The record is from RefSeq and is a predicted model, not a curated record.
AGUUGUAAAUCUUAGCUGUGUUAAUGCUCCGUGAUAUAAAAUAAACUUAAUUUAAGUAUAAUGGGGACAGAAAUAGCAAUAUCAUUUACGUCUUUACGUAAUCAACUAGAAAAUGAAAAGAGCAGUUUGUUUAAAAUAGACGAAAACAUUAAGAAAAUUGUCCAAACCUCCGGACGGUUUCCCAACGAUAGGUUCAAUCAAUCUUCACAUUAUACAAGAGGUGGACAACAAACUGGGGGACGGAAUUCUUACGUGGAUUUCAAAAAUCACAAGAUAGACGAUCAGUUAGGGAAACGUAAAACUGAAACUAAAACAGUUUUUAGCAGAUUGUCAGUAAGAGACCAAGAUAGUGAUGGUGAUGAUGACUUUCCGAGUGUCAAAAGAGCAAAAGUACCGUCAGCAGUAUGUCGGGAGUUGCCAACCAGAGCAGCGGUACUACGAGCACAAGGUGAUGAUGAACAAGCAAGGACAAGGAAUAGAAGAAUAUUUGGAUCACUCCUUGGAACAUUACAGAAGUUCAAACAAGAGGAAAUUGUGUUACAAACUAAGGAGGAAAAGAAAGCACAAGUUGAACGUAAAAUAGAAGAACAGGCAAGAUUACAAAAAGAAAAAGAACAGAAAGAAAGAAAAACAUUAUUUGCUGAAAGGGAAAACAAGAAAGCUACAAUCAAAGCACUAGAGGUGAAGAUGGCAAGAGUUGAAGAGUUUGAGAAAUGGGAGAAGUCACAAAAGGAUCUUGCAAAUUUUAUUCUAACAAAAACAAGACCACACAUUUAUUGGCUGCCCAAGAAGAUGACAGAAAAGGCUAUGGAAAAGUUGAAUUCUAGUAGAAAAUAUCACGAAAAAUGUAUGAUCAAGAAACGUCAAGAACUCCAAGAGGAAUUGCAACGAAUAGAGCAGAGAUGUCUACGGCGUGGUCCAGCAACCAAAGAGAACAAUCCAUCAGUCCAAGGAACAGAAGACAGGAAGAAGGACAGAGAAAAUAAUGAAAAAAUAGUGACUGUUAAGAAUGAAGAUGAUACAGGCAGAAAGAGAAACAAAUUCGCAAUGGAUGUAGAUGAGAAAGACAGAGAAGAUAGUGAUGGUGAAGAUAGAACUGAAGAGGUUAAAAAGGAUAAAGCCGAGGAAGAUAUUGUAAAGGAAAACGAUGAUAACAAAAUGGACACUACAGAACAGCAAGAAGUUAUUACUGAAACGAAAGAAAUUGAGACCGAAGUUAAUGCACAGUUAGAAAGUACAAAUGUAGAGACUCAAGAGACGGUAGUGCAAGUUACAGAACACAAAGAACCUAUAGAUACAGAACAUUCCCAAUAGUGCAUGUAGUUAAUUUGUUGACAUACAAAAAUGGUGAAUCAAGUUGACAAGUAUAAUGUUUUCAAAUAAAGAUAUAAGCAAUAUUUGAGUCCGUAAAUGAUUAUUUUUAUUUAAAUUUUUUCUUUC